AUGUUAAGAACAGUAGCAAGAAGGUUGAACUCUGUUCAUGUACGAACAUUUCACAACACCAGUUUCAAAUAUGCAGCAUCAGUGUUCAAGAUGCCUGCAAUGUCACCAACUAUGACUGAAGGUGGUAUUAUUGCUUGGAAGGUGAAACCGGGCGACUCGUUCAAUGCAGGAGACGUCAUAUUGGAGGUCGAGACUGAUAAGGCAAAUAUCGACGUUGAAGCCGCUGACGACGGUAAGAUGUGGGAAAUUAUCGAAAAUGAAGGUGCCAAAAAUGUUCCUGUAGGAAAAGCCAUUGCCAUUACCGCUGAGGUGGACGAUGACUUGAAUGCAUUAGAAAGACCAAAUAUUGAAGAGCUGCAGCCGCUGAAAAAUGAGGAGCAGCCAAAAGAAAGUGCUAAGCCAGCAAGUAAAGACACUGAGACUAAAUCACUGAAGAAUGAUACUAGCAGCAAAAGCAAAAGCAAAAGCGAAAACAAAAGCGAAAACACCGUUUCCUCUGGUUCAAGUGUACUCCAAGCUGCCAACUCUAAUCAAAAGUUUUCACCCGCAGUUGAAUUGCUUUUGCAUGAAAACAACAUCACAAAAGAUGAGGCAUUGUCCAAAAUCAAGGCAUCGGGACCAAAUGGUAGAAUCCUUAAAGGUGAUGUUUUACUGUACCUUGGUAAAAUCCAACCUGAAAGUAUUGAGAGCAUUACUAAAUUUAUCAAGUCUAGACAACACUUGGACUUGUCAAAUAUUGUUCUUGCCAAGCCAGAAAAGACCGCAGCAGCAGAGACCGAUGCAUCUUCAAAGUCUUCUUCUGCAAAACCAGAAAAGCCAAAGCCAAGUAAUAUCCUUUCUGUUGAGUUGACUUCUAUAUUAGGAGAAGGCGUGCCAAAAGCCAAGUUUAAGUAUUCAUUUGAAAGUGCAAUUGCAUCCGCAAUUCAACAUACUUAUGCUCAAAGGUUCCCACAAUAUGCUACUUCGCCAACUGCAUCAUCUAUAUAUGACAAAUACGAUGUAUUUGAAGACUUGAUUUCAGCAUCAGUGACAAAGAAUAGGUUUGAAGUCUACGAUGUGAAAUUCAAAUUUUAUGACGCAAAUACUUCAAGUGUUGCAAAAGGAGUAUCGAGCUCAGCAUUUGAUGAACUUUUAGGAUUAUCUGAGCCAGUGCAGUAUUUGGAAACUGGAUCUCCAUCAAAUGUUGGUGUGCUGUUUAAAAUCAAGUUUGAUGCGAAAUUGCCAGAUUCCAAACAGUUUGUUGAAUUUUUCGAAAACUCUUUGCUUUCACAGAUUCCUGCAAACAAGUUGAAAAUUACAAGCUAG
Molecule: messenger RNA, 1305 nt
Organism: Lodderomyces elongisporus
Lineage: Eukaryota; Fungi; Ascomycota; Pichiomycetes; Serinales; Debaryomycetaceae
Gene: PDX1
Product: Pdx1p
Exons: 1
Coding region: 1-1305 (434 amino acids)
Biological process (GO): pyruvate decarboxylation to acetyl-CoA
Molecular function (GO): dihydrolipoyllysine-residue acetyltransferase activity
Source: RefSeq, a predicted model, not a curated record